Gavia stellata (red-throated loon) is the source of this 1908-nucleotide messenger RNA. It is a transcript of the gene LBR, whose product is annotated as lamin B receptor. Gene Ontology annotation, cellular component: nuclear inner membrane. Lineage: Eukaryota; Metazoa; Chordata; Aves; Gaviiformes; Gaviidae. Gene Ontology annotation, molecular function: oxidoreductase activity, acting on the CH-CH group of donors, NAD or NADP as acceptor. The record is from RefSeq and is a predicted model, not a curated record. The transcript has 13 exons. Gene Ontology annotation, biological process: sterol biosynthetic process. The coding region runs from base 5 to 1837 and encodes 610 amino acids.
GAAGAUGCCAAGCCGGAGGUUUGCUGAUGGUGAGAUGGUGAUGGGCCGUUGGCCCGGAAGUGUCCUGUACUAUGAAGUACAAGUGACUAGUUACGAUGAUGUUUCUCAUCUUUAUACUGUUAAAUACAAAGAUGGGACUGAACUUGCGUUGAAAGAAAGUGAUAUAAGGUCACAAUCAUCAUUCAAGCACAGGAAGAGCCAGUCCUCUUCAAGUUCUCCCUCCAGAAGAAGUACUAGCAGAUCUCGAUCUAGAUCUCCUGGUCGGCCAGCAAAAGGCAGACGUCGUUCUUCUUCCCAAAGCAGAGAACAUAAAGAUGACAAGAAGAAAACUGUUCAGGAAACCAGCUUAGCUCUACAGGUAUUAAAACCGAGUGAGAAUAACACCAGAAGGUACAAUGGUGAACCUGACAGUACGGAAAAAAAUGACACAUCCUGCAUAAUCUUGGAGCAAAAGUUGAAACCAGACCUGGAAAUAGAGCGUGUGCUUGAACAGUACAGCUUACGUCCAAGAAAAGAAGAAAAGAAAAAAGAAGAAAUAUAUUCAGAGAAAAAGAUUUUUGAGACAAUAAAAACAAUUGAGAAAGCAUCAUCAAAAACAAAGGAGCUAGAGUUUGGUGGAAGAAUUGGGACCUUCACGCUGAUAUUUUUCCUGCCUGCUACUGUAUUCUACUUGCUGUUGAUGUGCAAACAAGAUGACCCCAGUCUUAUGAACUUCCCUCCUCCUCUCCCAGCACUUGAAAGUCUUUGGGAGGCUCGGGUGUUUGGUGUUUUUCUUCUGUGGUUUUUCCUUCAGGCUCUGUUUUACUUACUGCCGAUCGGAAAGGUUGUAGAAGGCCUGCCUCUUUCAAAUGGAAGGAAACUGCAGUACCGGAUAAAUGGGUUUUAUGCUUUUAUUUUGACUGCUGCAGCUAUUGGAAUUUUAUUAUACUUUCAAUUUGAACUUCGUUAUUUGUAUGAUCACUUCAUGCAGUUUGCAGUGUCAGCUGCAGUUUUUUCUAUGGGAUUGAGCAUUUAUCUGUAUAUUCGGUCCCUGAAAGCACCUGAGGAAGAACUAGCACCAGGUGGAAAUUCUGGGUAUUUUGUGUAUGAUUUUUUUACUGGCCAUGAAUUAAACCCUCGCAUUGGCAGUUUUGAUCUCAAAUACUUCUGUGAGUUGCGUCCAGGAUUAAUUGGCUGGGUUGUUAUAAACUUGGCAAUGCUCUUGGCUGAGAUGAAGAUACAGAAUCAAAGUGUGCCAUCUCUGGCAAUGAUACUUGUGAACAGCUUUCAGCUUCUUUAUGUGGUGGAUGCUCUUUGGAAUGAGGAAGCUAUUUUGACUACGAUGGAUAUUACCCAUGAUGGAUUUGGAUUCAUGCUAGCAUUUGGAGAUCUGGUGUGGGUUCCAUUUGUCUACAGUCUGCAGGCCUUCUAUUUAGUUGGUCAUCCUACUGCAAUUUCUUGGCCUGUUGCUGCUGCAAUUACUAUUCUGAACUGUAUUGGGUAUUACAUAUUCCGUAGUGCAAAUUCUCAGAAAAAUAAUUUCCGAAGGAAUCCAGCAGAUCCCGAAUUGGCCUACCUGAAAUUUAUACCCACUGCAACUGGAAAAGGGCUUCUUGUCACGGGUUGGUGGGGUUUUGUUCGUCACCCUAAUUAUCUCGGUGACAUCAUCAUGGCUCUAGCAUGGUCCCUACCCUGUGGUUUUAAUCACAUUUUGCCAUAUUUCUACGUGAUAUAUUUCAUCUGCCUUCUUGUUCAUAGAGAAGCUCGUGAUGAACAUCUUUGUAAGCAAAAAUAUGGCUUGGCAUGGGAGAGGUAUUGUCAGCGUGUACCAUACCGCAUAUUUCCUUACAUCUACUAGAGCACUCCAGAUGCCUGAUUUGCAAAUUACUUCUAAAGUUAGUUUCUUUGCAACUAAAAAUAUACCUCUUA